Messenger RNA from Tachysurus vachellii, 5279 nucleotides. RefSeq names its product sema domain, immunoglobulin domain (Ig), short basic domain, secreted, (semaphorin) 3Ab (gene sema3ab). Gene Ontology annotation, biological process: semaphorin-plexin signaling pathway; neural crest cell migration; negative chemotaxis. The transcript is spliced from 17 exons. Lineage: Eukaryota; Metazoa; Chordata; Actinopteri; Siluriformes; Bagridae. Bases 489 to 2831 code for a protein of 780 amino acids. Gene Ontology annotation, molecular function: neuropilin binding; semaphorin receptor binding; chemorepellent activity. The record is from RefSeq and is a predicted model, not a curated record.
UUCACUCUCUCUUUCAGCUACGUUCACUGUGGACUUGUGUGUGCUGAGCUUUGUAGGGUAGAGUGUAUAGGUGCAUGUAAGGGAGCUAGUGGAAGUGCUUAGAGCUUUAGCAAGCUUAAGUUCACUUUUGUCUCAGUGUGCUUUCAGCUGAGGUGCUACUUUUACAUGGAUCAGAAAGAAAAAAAAAGGGAGAGAAGAAAACAAGACAAGGGGACAGAGUAGAUAAACAGAUUGAGGGCUUAGAAAAGACAAUACACACACACACACACACACACACACACACACACACACACUUAACUCAAGUGUUUUGAGAUCUGGUCCCGGUGGUCAGUUUUGUCCUGCUUGGACUGACCAACUCAAUAAGAGGGAUGUGAUCAUUGUGUGCUUCUUCAUCCUGACGCUACACACAUACAUACACCUGCUCCAUCCUCAGGUGCUGCUCUGAAGAUCUGGACCUCUGUUAGUAGCUGUGUAUCUUUGGUUUCAUCAUGGACUACGUUUGGGGGAUGGCAGUGCUGCUGUGUGGGCUCUGGACGCCGCAGAGAGGAGCCGAUGCUCAACGUGCCAAAAGCAACGUGCCCCGACUCAAACUCUCCUACAAAGAAAUGUUGGAGUCAAACAACUUGUUUACUUUCAACGGACUAGCCAACAGCUCGGCCUACCACUUAUUUUUACUGGAUGAGGAGAAAGGUCGGCUUUUUGUAGGAGCAAAGGAUCAUCUCCUGUCUUUUAACCUGAUAGACAUCAACAUGGACCAGCAAUUGAUUUCUUGGCCUCCAUCUUCGUCACAUCGGGAUGAGUGCAGGUGGGCUGGAAAAGAUGUCCAGAAAGAGUGCUCAAAUUUUAUUAAGGUGUUGCAGCCAUUUAAUCACACUCAUGUCUACGCUUGUGGAACAGGGGCCUUCCACCCUGCCUGUGCUUAUGUGGAGGUGGGCAAACGGUCAGAGGACAACAUCUUCAGACUGGAGUCAUCACACUUUGAGAACGGCCGAGGCAAAAGCCCCUAUGACCCUAAACUUAUGACUGCUUCACUACUUAUUGAUGGUGAGCUGUAUUCUGGGACAGCAGCCGACUUCAUGGGGCGAGACUUUGCUGUUUUCCGAACGUUAGGAAAGCAUCAUCCAAUCAGGACAGAGCAGCAUGAUUCCCGGUGGCUCAAUGAACCUAGGUUCAUAAGUGUCCACCUCAUUCCCGAGAGCGAUAACCCUGAAGACGACAAGAUCUACAUGUUCUUCAGAGAGAAUGCCAUUGAUGGAGAACAAACCGGCAAAGCCACGCAUGCCAGAAUCGGACAGCUGUGUAAAAAUGACUUUGGAGGUCACAGGAGUUUGGUGAAUAAGUGGACCACUUUCCUUAAAGCUCGGCUCAUCUGCUCAGUCCCAGGCCUUAACGGAAUUGACACACACUUUGAUGAGCUGCAGGACAUUUUUCUGAUGAGCUCAAAGGACACCAAGAACCCUUUCAUCUAUGCAGUGUUCACAACAUCCAGUAAUAUCUUUAAAGGCUCAGCAGUGUGUAUGUACAGCAUGGCUGAUGUAAGGAGGGUGUUUUUGGGUCCCUAUGCUCACAGAGAUGGACCCAAUUACCAGUGGGUGCCCUUUCUAGGCAGAGUUCCCUAUCCACGUCCUGGCACGUGUCCAAGUAAAACCUUUGGAGGGUUUGAGUCCACAAAGGAUCUACCCGAUGAUGUUAUCACUUUUGCCCGGAGUCAUCCAGCUAUGUACAACCCAGUGCUUCCCCUCAACAACCGCCCAAUCAUUAUCAAGACUGAUGUGGAUUACCAGUUCACACAGAUCGUUGUUGACCGAGUGGAGGCAGAAGACGGACAGUACGACGUCAUGUUCAUUGGCACAGAUCUUGGAACGGUUCUUAAGGUGGUCUCAAUUCCCAGAGGCACUUGGCAUGACCUUGAGGAAGUUUUACUGGAAGAGAUGACUGUGUUUAGGGAACCAACAGCUAUAACUGCUAUGGAGCUUUCCACCAAACAGCAACAGCUCUAUCUCGGCUCGAAUAUCGGUGUUUCCCAGAUGCCUCUGCACCGCUGUGACGUUUACGGCAAGGCUUGCGCUGAAUGCUGUCUAGCACGAGACCCCUACUGUGCCUGGGAUGGCUCACAGUGUUCCCGAUACUUCCCCACUGCUAAGAGGAGGACUCGGCGCCAGGACAUCAGGAACGGAGACCCUCUCACUCAGUGCUCGGACCUUCAGCAUAACGACGAGGAGAAUGGUGAGAGCACCCUGCUGGAUAAAACAGUGUAUGGGGUGGAGAACAGCAGCUCCUUCCUGGAGUGCAGCCCUAAGUCUCAGCGUGCUCUCAUCUACUGGCAGUUCCAGAGACAUGGAGAGAACCGCAAACAAGAGAUAAAAUCUGAUGAACGAGUGCUGGGAACUGAACAGGGUCUACUAAUCCGAAGUCUUCUUCCGAAGGACUCGGGUGUAUAUUACUGCCACGCAGUGGAACAUGGUUUCAUCCAGACACUCCUGCGGCUGACGCUACAUGUCAUCCCCUCUGAUCACCUGGACGAUCUCAUACAACGGCCACCCUCAGAUACCGGCCGCUCCUCACACGGCAAACUUUGGUACCAGGACUUUUUGUCUCUGAUCGAUCCACCCGGCCCUAACAGUGUGGACCAGCUUUGUGAGCAAGUGUGGAAGAAAGAGAGGAAGCAGAGGAGGCAAAAAGCCCAUCACCUACAUGCUACACAAUCACAUGCUGCUCAGCUUCUUCACACCAGUCAGUCAAACUCCAGCAAGUGGAAGCUCAUGCAGGAGAGCAAGAAAGGACGCAAUCGUAGGACCCACGAGACACCGCGGGCACCUCGCAGCGUGUGACCUCAUGCUUUUAUGACUGCGCCCCCAAAUGCCAGAUAAAGAGAAAUGACUCUGACCAUUCUACUGACUGUGACUCUGAGAGGCACACACAGGAAAUGUGAAUAAAAUAUUCCACCUCUCCUGUACCGAGAGUGUAUGUUGGUGGUGAAGCACACUCCCACUCAGAGCUUUUCAUUCAGACUAAACAUCCAGGAGUCCCCAGUGGAAAGUUUCACUUAUACCACGAAUGGAUAUACUGUAAUAACACAGAGGGACAAUAUUCUGUAAAUAUUACACAGAAUUCAAUGAACAUGUCUAUGAGACGUACUCCUGUUUGUCAGAAAAAAAGGCACAGCUGAAGGCCACUGACUAAACAUCUGUGCAUAUAUACUGCAUAAAACCCAUAAAUGUGUAUCUGCAGAACAAAGCUGAGUCAAACCCUUUCCCAGUGAAGAUUCAGCUUGUCUCAGUGUCCUCUUUGUCCCACCAGCUAUUUUCCUUCUCCUUAUUGUUAACUGCUCCAAAAGCAUUUGGCCACGACACUAACACACAAUGUGUGUGUUCUUAUUGUCAAUAAGCUUUCCGGCAUAAAUGCAUCUGUCAGCUAUUUUGUAGAGUAAUAUUUAAUUUUAUACUUUGUCAGAAUUAUAUAUAAAAAUAUUACAUGAUAUAGAGUUAUUUUAUUAACGGGUCUCUUCAUCCUCUCACCCAAGCCUCUGUUUUCUGGGCUACUAAACAUUUGAACUCUCAUUUUCUUUAUCAGAGCUGCUUUUUGAUUUUCAGUAUAACCUUUAAGAUAGAAAUCUUGAUUCAGCAGAAGGAGACACGCAACAUCAGCACGAUUAGAUAAUGUUGUUUAUACGCCAGCCCUCUUGAAUGCUUGAAUCUGAUUGGUUAGAAAGUGUGAAUUAAUUUUCUGUAACAGUAGGGAGACAACUCGCAGGUUUGCAUUAAUUCAAAUAAAUUUGGGGUUUUUUUCUGCAGUAACAAGUUCACAGGAACUUGUGUGGUAAACAUUCCACAUAAUUUACAGCUAUACUGUAUAAAUAACAAAAAAGAAUAAAAAGCAUCAAAUUAUUGCUGUUCUGACGUUUUCCGUAAGGAGAAGUUCAUAUGAAAUUUUUGGAAGGAGUCUCCAGUGUCAGUGUUUGUAAAUUUCAGAAAGUUUUCCGACAUAAAAAAGACUUUAGUGCAGAAAACUUUGCGAUUUUACCCAAUAACAUGACAACCUACAUUUGCUUUGCUUUGUCUGUUUGUUGGGGUGUUUGUUUUUCCAAAUAUUUUACUUCAAGCCAGGUUACAAAUGAGGGAAUGAUUUUUUACAGCUGUUAAACAUAUGUACCACAAAACUAAAUAAAACAAUAAAUUUUAAUUUAAUAAUGAAAAUUUAGAAUCAGUGACAAAUUGCCUUGUCAGAGGAGCCAGAAAACACUUCUUGUGCUGUUAGAGCAAAUUCUUUAUACAUUAAUUCCUUUUUCACAUUGCCACAUCAUCCUGUAAAUGAUUCAUUUGUUUUAACUGCACCCAGUGGGGUGUUUUCUUCCUUAAUUAAAUACAUUUAUAAUUGAUCGGGUGUCAGCUGACACAUUUUUAGCUGGUGAUUUAAUUUUCUUGAUUAAAAAAUAAUCUCAAGAUCGAUCUUUUUUUUUUUUUCAAAAUGGAAACCAUUAGCAAAUCAGACCUCUCUGACACACCAUUCAUACAGUAUGUAUUUUAUGCUUUUUCCUCUUGCUGUAAAUUUCAACUGACAGCCAAUUUGUAUUCUGCCUGCAUUGUAUUAUUGUGAAGAACUAAAUGCAGAAAGUGUAGUGUAGUUUUUCACUGGGAAAAUGAAAUAAAUCUUUUUUUAAUAUGUUCCUGAUUUUUUUCCCUGUAGUACAGAAAUAAAGAAAUAACCUAGAAAAGACAGACGAUAUCGAUUUAAUUCUAAAGAAAUGUAUGUAAAAACACCAGAAUGUAGCUGUGAAUAUACUGUAAAAUAUUUGAGAAGAAAGAUAAACGUGUACAACCUGCAUGCGAAUGCUCUUCUCAUCCCAUUUGCUCCGCUAGCAUUUGCAGUAUAUAGUUAGUAAUGUUGUGAGUUCCACGUAUGGCUGUAGACUCCUGACAGUCCACAUUUACUCUCAGGUGGAUGUACUACUUCUCUUAGAUAUGUGACAAAGACAGUGUUAGCUAAGGGCUGUACUGCUGCCUAUGGUACUCUCUCCCACUGUAGCUCACACGGAUGAUGUAUACAUUACAUGGACCUGGAUUCUCACAGGUCAUGCAGGACUGUGCUUUUUUCUCUUUUUUACAAUGUACAAUGAGAAAUGUAACUCAAAACAGUGUAUGGUUAACGGAUCUUGGACAGAAACGGACACUUCUAAAACAGUCGGGCAAAAAUGGAUGAAAAAAUGCUGCUGUAAAUUAUUUGUUUUGGCAUGUAUUCCAAUGGUCUAAUAAAUGUGUCUUGUAAGAAUUUGCUCUGAA